Hypanus sabinus (Atlantic stingray) is the source of this 2910-nucleotide messenger RNA. It is a transcript of the gene rrm1, whose product is annotated as ribonucleotide reductase M1 polypeptide. Gene Ontology annotation, cellular component: ribonucleoside-diphosphate reductase complex. Lineage: Eukaryota; Metazoa; Chordata; Chondrichthyes; Myliobatiformes; Dasyatidae. The record is from RefSeq and is a predicted model, not a curated record. Gene Ontology annotation, biological process: deoxyribonucleotide biosynthetic process; DNA replication. Gene Ontology annotation, molecular function: ATP binding; ribonucleoside-diphosphate reductase activity, thioredoxin disulfide as acceptor. Bases 87 to 2456 code for a protein of 789 amino acids. The transcript is spliced from 19 exons.
AGAGCGGGCGCGCGUUGAAGUUGACGAGCUGUUGGUGUGGUGUCCUCCCGCAGUUCGGACCCGCGAUCCCCACAGGCCCCGGCAUCAUGUUCGUCAUCAAGAGAGAUGGUCGUCAGGAGAGAGUCAUGUUUGACAAGAUUACUUCCCGGAUCCAGAAGCUCUGUUAUGGUCUGAAUCCUGAAUUUGUAGAUCCAGCACAGAUCACAAUGAAGGUGAUUCAAGGCCUGUACAGUGGUGUUACAACUGUUGAAUUGGAUACGUUGGCAGCAGAAACAGCUGCUACCAUGACAACCAAACAUCCAGACUAUGCCAUUCUGGCUGCACGAAUUGCAGUCUCCAAUCUCCACAAGGAAACCAAAAAAGUGUUCUCUGAUGUCAUGGAGGAUCUGUACAACUAUGUGAACCCCCUGACUAACAACCACUCGCCUAUGAUUUCCAAGGAAACCUUCGAUAUUGUGUUUGAAAAUAAAGAUCGUCUGAAUUCUGCCAUCAUCUACGACCGGGACUUCUCCUAUAAUUUCUUUGGAUUCAAGACUUUAGAACGUUCUUAUCUGCUCAAGAUCAAUGGCAAAGUGGCUGAACGGCCCCAGCAUAUGCUGAUGAGGGUCUCCGUUGGAAUCCACAAGGGUGACAUUGAUGCUGCCAUUGAAACUUACAACCUGCUGUCGGAAAAAUGGUUCACUCAUGCCUCUCCCACCUUGUUCAAUGCUGGCACCAACAGGCCCCAACUCUCCAGCUGUUUCCUGCUUUCCAUGAGGGAUGACAGCAUUGAAGGAAUUUAUGACACCCUGAAGCAAUGUGCUCUGAUUUCCAAAUCCGCUGGGGGCAUUGGUGUUGCCGUGAGCUGCAUCCGAGCUACGGGAAGCUACAUUGCAGGCACCAAUGGAAGCAGCAAUGGCCUUGUACCAAUGUUGCGGGUUUACAACAACACUGCACGUUACGUGGACCAGGGAGGGAACAAGCGCCCAGGUGCCUUUGCCAUCUACCUGGAGCCCUGGCACAUGGAUGUUUUUGACUUUCUGGAUCUGAAGAAGAACACAGGCAAGGAGGAGCAGCGAGCUCGAGACCUCUUCUAUGCCCUUUGGAUACCAGACCUCUUCAUGAGGCGAGUGGAGAACAACCAAGAUUGGUCCUUAAUGUGUCCCCAUGACUGCCCGGGCUUGGAUGAAGUUUGGGGAGAGGAGUUCGAGGCCCUCUACGAAAGAUAUGAGAAAGAGGGCCGUGCACGCAAGGUGGUGAAGGCACAGCAGCUGUGGUAUGUUAUAAUUGAGUCUCAGACAGAGACGGGAACUCCUUACAUGCUGUACAAAGAUGCCUGUAACAGGAAGAGUAACCAGCAGAACCUGGGCACCAUCAAAUGCAGCAACUUGUGUACUGAGAUUGUGGAAUACACCAGUUUGAAUGAGGUGGCAGUUUGCAACUUGGCUUCCCUUGCAUUGAACAUGUAUGUUACUGCCGAUCGCACCUAUGACUUCAAUAAGCUGGCUGAUGUUACACGGGUGGCUGUUAAAAACCUGAAUAAGAUCAUUGAAGUGAACUAUUAUCCAGUUCCAGAGGCAGAACACUCUAAUAAGAAGCACAGGCCGAUUGGAAUUGGAGUUCAGGGGCUAGCAGAUGCCUUCAUCCUGAUGCGAUAUCCCUUUGAAAGCGAAGAAGCUCAGAACCUCAACAUUCAGAUCUUUGAGACCAUUUACUUCGCAGCCCUGGAUGCCAGCUGUGAAUUGGCUAAGGAGCUGGGUCCUUACGACAGUUACAAGGGGUGUCCUGUCAGCAAGGGGAUCCUGCAGUAUGACAUGUGGAAUGUCACGCCCACUGAUCGAUGGGAUUGGAAAGGGCUAAAGGAGAGGAUUGCAAAGUACGGUGUUAGAAACAGCCUUCUCAUUGCCCCAAUGCCAACUGCUUCUACAGCUCAGAUUCUGGGUAACAAUGAAUCAAUUGAGCCAUAUACCAGCAACAUCUACACACGGCGAGUGCUCUCCGGGGAGUUCCAGGUUGUGAAUCCCCACUUGCUUAAAGACUUGACAGAGCGCGGGCUGUGGAAUGAGGAUAUGAAGAACCAGAUCAUUGCUCAGAACGGAUCGAUCCAGAACAUUGAAGCAAUCCCAGCUGACCUGAAGUCUCUGUAUAAGACUGUCUGGGAGGUAUCGCAGAAGGUGAUAAUCAAGAUGGCUGCAGAUCGUGGAGCCUUUAUCGACCAGAGCCAAUCACUUAACAUCCACGUUGCCGAGCCCAACUACGGCAAGUUGACAAGCAUGCAUUUCUACGGCUGGAAGCAGGGCCUGAAGACUGGGAUGUAUUACUUGAGGACCAGGCCCGCUGCCAAUCCCAUCCAGUUCACCCUGAACAAGGAGAAGCUGCGUGAAAGUGCAACAGCCAGUGCAGAGAAGGAGAAGAACACGGCUGCCAUGGUGUGCUCGCUGGAGAACAGGGCUGACUGUCUGAUGUGUGGCUCCUAGAUCGAGAGCCCUUGCCAGUGUUCCCGUAGUCUGUUUAAUACCGAUGCAGGUGUAACACAGACUGGGAGACCCUGCUGUUCACUCGAUCCACAUCAGUAAAAGUAACUUGGUAAUACUUGAUUCAACCAAACGUACUGACCCACUUGUCCUCAUUCACCUUGCAUAUUGGAUGCUGUGCAUCAUGAAAGGUGCCUGAUGCAGUUGGUGUGCAUGUUUCCUUGCUGGAGCUGAGCUUGUAAGUGGGGUGGGAGGACACCAUGUGCCUGAGCAGGAGUAACUGCUAUUGGUAUGGUUUUAGCUGCUGUGGUUACAAACAUCCUUGGGGCCAGGCAGACUGCUGAAGCAUUAGGUGAGCAGAUUGUGAUGCUGUAUUCCUACUCCUUCUGGUGUAUAUUCUUUGUACAGGACUGUUAACUAUUUGAUGCCAUUGAUCAACUACAAUUAAACAUUCUAU